Messenger RNA from Sardina pilchardus (European sardine), 5484 nucleotides. RefSeq names its product vesicle-associated membrane protein 2 (gene vamp2). Gene Ontology annotation, biological process: vesicle fusion; SNARE complex assembly; vesicle-mediated transport. The record is from RefSeq and is a predicted model, not a curated record. The coding region runs from base 243 to 572 and encodes 109 amino acids. Lineage: Eukaryota; Metazoa; Chordata; Actinopteri; Clupeiformes; Clupeidae. Gene Ontology annotation, molecular function: syntaxin-1 binding; SNAP receptor activity. The transcript has 5 exons. Gene Ontology annotation, cellular component: plasma membrane; SNARE complex.
GACUCGCGCUCACUAUAAUAAAGGGACAUUUACGAGGCGCGGUACAGACAACGCGUCAAACAAGCUAUAGCGCGAAGAAAAAAGGGGGGCAACAAAUAUAAUCAUUACCGGCUGAGAACUCGGACGCUUUUGAAAUAACAAGUGAAGAAAUUGGUAAAGGAGAAAACGCCUAAGGCUGUCCAUCCAACCAUUCAGAUAUACAUUCUUGUUGGACUUCCAUAUACACAUAAACCACACUAAAAAUGUCUGCUCCAGCCCCAGCCGGUGCCCCAGAUGGAGCGACUCAGCCUCCCAACCUCACCAGCAAUCGCCGUCUGCAGCAGACACAGGCUCAGGUCGAUGAGGUGGUGGACAUUAUGCGCGUGAAUGUCGAUAAGGUCCUGGAGAGGGACCAGAAGCUCUCAGAGCUGGACGACCGUGCUGAUGCUCUUCAGGCUGGGGCCUCACAGUUUGAGACCAGUGCUGCCAAGCUCAAGAAUAAGUACUGGUGGAAAAAUGCCAAGAUGAUGAUAAUCUUGGGAGUGAUAGGGGUCAUCGUCCUCAUCGUUAUCAUUGUCUACUUCAGCUCCUAAGAAGGGCGGCUCCUACCCCAGGCUGCACUCCAGACCUCCCAAUUUCCAGAAGAUUCUACGAGAAAGAAAGAGAAGAGAGAUGAGGAUAAAAUGACUACUACUACCACCACCACCACCUCUACUACCACCACCACUACAACUACAACUCACAACCGAUCCCCCUGAAGAAUCUGAAAAUCGUCCCACCUACCUGGCCCCCCGACCCCUCGGCCUCCACUGCCUCACAUUCGGACCUUCGUCAAUCUUCGUCCUGUGAGUGUGUGGCCAGUGUAUCCUCUGUAAAUAUAACUUGCUUUUCUUAUAUAUUGUUCAUACUCCAACUCCAGUAGCUCUGGUUGUUAUGCCAAUGGCAACAAUGUGGAGGGAAAAAAAAGAGAGAAAAAGACCCCGCCGAUUAUUGCUGUACACCUGAUGUGAUACAUAUAUAUAUAGAUAUAUAUUGUUCUUUGUAGAGUUUUAUUCUGAUAUAAUGUUUUUUGUAGGUUGUGUGUGCGUGGGUGUGGAUUUGUAUUUUUUUUAUUUUUCUAUUAAUUUACUUAAUGCUUCUAACCGGAACUACUGCCUAUUGUUCAAAGUCUGUAUAACUUGCAAGUUCUUUCUUUUUUCUGUUUUUCUCUGUGACUUGCAGAGUCUGAGUGUAUCAUUGCACAUGGGGAGCAGCCUCCCUUGUAAGAGGAAUUUGAGCAUUCACCAUUCAGAUGUGUUUUGCUACUCUCUCUUUCUCUUGCCUGUUAGUGCAUACUGUAUGUUCUCUGCCUUUGUUUCUGCCAGCAUUCUUUCUUUCUUCUUUCUUUUUUUCUCUGUCUUUCUGUCUUUUAUUUCAUCUUAUUUGUCUUUCUGUCUGUCUAUCUUUCUUUCUUUCUUUCAACCAUGCUCUUAAUCUUACUCUUGUAUGAACUGCCACAGUAGAGCUGGACCAAUGUCUGUAGACUUGAUUUGUUUUUUUAAUGUCUUUAGUGUCUUAUCUCUUAAACAUUCCUUCAUAGCAGUGUAGUAAUAUACUGUCUAUAUUGCUAAACACACAAUAUGUGUGUGCAGAUAUUUUUAAAUAAUCAGGCUUACAGAAGUAAACUUCUAUACUAUCGCCAAAAUGCAGAGUAGUGAAAGCCAGGAGCAGGGAUGGUUAAGGCAAAAAUAUAAACCAAGACAAUAAUUGGUUAAUGUCUUUGUAUUAUUUGCAGAAUUUUAUCUAUUCUCUCAUAAUGUAGCACAAACACGAGAGUUAAUAGCAAAAAUGUAUAUUGCCGCAUUAUAACCAAUGCUCUAGUGCUCUGUAGAGGUUCAAAAUUAAAUAUAUAUAAUAUAUAUAUAAAAUAGGCUAUUUAUGUGAGGUAAAGAAUUUUAAGUAAGUUGCUGUCUUUAUCUCACAACUGGGCUAACUCUUAUUGCUUACUGCCAGCGAAAUUCCAUUUUCUACAUUUUUUAUGUUGGGGGGGUUGUUGUUGGCCUAGGGGAAGUUAUCAUGCACAAUAACCUUGUUUUUGACAGCGCUUUCUGACUGGUUUGAUUCAGUGACUGUCUUCAGACUGAGAAAGAACCUUGUGCAGCUCCCAUCUAGCAGGCCUUUUAGGAACUCAUGCUCUAUUGCUAAUUCAACCAGAUUAUGGCACCAGGAUGCCCCCACAAAAUUACCUUGGCAUGCUCAUGGGAAAGACAACCACAAUAUGGGUAAAAUGUAUCCUUAUGACAUCGCCUUUCCUAUUAGUGUCUACAAGGAUUUUACAAACGACUCAAAAGCACACGUACAAUUGGGUCCUUAUGCUACUGCUUUAUAUGCUGGUACAGUACAAGCCUGUUGCUACUGCCAUGGUUCUCUCUCUGAUUCUUGUUAUGGUUAUUCUCUCUAGAUACUGCCUUUUUCUUUUUUUACUUAGAGACAGAUUAUAUUUGUAUAUUGAAUAUAUUUUUGUGUGUAAGAAGCGGACAGGGCGGGGGGCGGCUUCAUUCAGGACUCAAACGCUGCCUCUGCGGCAACACUGUGCCCCUGCCCUAUCUGUCUUUAUGUCUGUCUGUCUGUCAGUUAAAGCGCUGUAGAUUAUACACUGCCAAGCAACUAGGGAGAUUCGAUCUUCUGUUCUAAACUGCUGUCUUACUUUUCUUGUUGUUCAUUCUGUGCCCUUACCGGUUUGCUCUUAGUGGUUUGCUCUUGCGCGCGUGCUCCAACCCCUUUCCCCAUUAGGAUCCAUUCCUCCCGCUAAUGACUUAAGCUGCCUGCCUUGAAUGAAUCAAUGAGAAGGUGUGAAGCUCCACCUGAUCUGAUUUAGAAGACUCAGGUGCUUGUCUCACCCAUGAGAAGACCUCAAUCCUUAUAGAGAAGACGGGGAGGCCAUAUUGUAAUGUUUUGCGAUGUCUUUGCUUAGCAUGGCCAGUUUAUUCGGUGUGUCCUUGUACGUGUACUUGUGUGUCUCCUAGGUGUAUGUUUGUUUGUUUGUGCGUAUGUGUGUGUAUGUGUGUUGUUGGUGAACUUCUGGCCCCUUGCAGAAUAUCCCUGGUUUAUCCCCACAGAUUAGGCCGCUUAGAAUUGAGGUGAAUGCAAGCUGCCCCAAUUACAGUCACUCAAGGACUGAGAGGGAGAGAGCUGGCUGUUAGGCGUGACGGAGAGGAAAGUAUGAGGCUGUCGUCAGUCCUCAGGUGUGCAUCUCUGUCACAGGAAGGCUUUUUGUGCUCCUUCAUAAACUCUCAUUGAUUCACACAAUGCAGGCAGAGGAGGUAUGUCUGAGAGAACAUGUUGAGACAACUCACCUGAACUCAAGUCAAGAUGUUUCUCUGGGAUAUUCACCCUUUAACUCAUCACUUCAAAUGACUCUCUCUUUGAUUAGAACAAAAGAGAUGGCCUUAGAACAUUUCAUUUGUCAUCAUCAUCAUCAUCACACUUCUCUUUGUCAUACCUUAUCCCACCCUGAAAACAGAGCAAAACUAAUUCACAAGUAAAUUACCAAAGACCGUAUUGUCUUGCUUAUGCUGCCAACUGCCAAUGAAGAUGAAUUGAGAGAACACACACACAUUUGCCCCCAAGCUAGCGAGAUAGGAGAUGUACCUCAUGUUACGAAGAGCUCACCCCUAUUGUCAGACACCUGUAAGAUGUGGCAUUUGAACUUUUUCUGUGACUUUGGGUACAUGGUAGGCAGUAGGAAAACGGGGGAGGUGUGUGCAUUUAUCGUGUACAUUGAGAGAGAGAAAAAAAAAGAAAACUAAACGAGCUUCAGAGCCCCUGUCUCUACUCUCCCUCUGGUUGUGGUGUAUCCCCUUGGCCUGAUGCUCUCCACGACCAAUAAUAGCACAACUGUUCCUUUUUUGUCUGUCUCUGUAAUGCUGACAAGAAAACAAAUUAUGGACGAAAAGCUUCUGAAGUAUAGCUGUUAGAAAAUACUGUUAAAAAAAAUAACAAAAAAAUCUACCGUAUAUUGUGUGGUGUUGUAGUGUGGGGGUGUACCUUGGGGAAAGGGGGGUCCUAUGUUAUCUGGUAGGGAAAAAAAUAAAAGCAAAUAUAUAUUUAAAAUCUAAUGGAGAUGAAACACCAGUGAGAAAUGAAAUAAACCAAAUUAAGACAAACCCCCUAAUAAAGAGACAAGCAGAUAUCAGGCCAUCUGCAGUCCUGGUCCAAACAAUGUGAGGGGGUGGGUGUAAUUUAAGACCAUUUUAUGGGGGUAGGACUUCAACAUAAUGGACAAAUCAUUUGAGGCAAAUUUAUAGAGUGCUCAACAAAUUUUAAAGGUCAUAAAAAGAAGACUAAUAAAACUUGAUGUAUGUGUAUUUUUAUUUAUUUAUUUAUUAUUUUAUGUUUUUCUUGUGGGAGUGGGCUGUUGCAUCUUUUGAUGUAUCAUUUUAUUUUCCUUUACUGAAGGUUUUAAAUGGGUGGAGGGGAAUAGUUAACUAGGAUCAUUUUCAAAUGCCAACUUUUAAGACCUGCUCAAUGUUUUCGAAUUAGGAGGGAACCUAAGAAGACUUAGAGCUCUUAUGGGUUGGCUGUAGAUUCAAAAAUGAUCUUCUUGUCAAGAACUUUACUUUUGGAUUGAACCAUUGUGUACUUUACUUCAAAGAAAAAUUAGCUAUGGCUUAAGAGUGUCGCAAAAUGGCACAAUCUUGUGUUUGGUUGGGGGAAGGGGAUAGCUGUUUUUAUUAUUAUUAUUAUUAUUAUUAUUAUUAUUCAGUUAAGUUGGAGUACCUGAAAUGAGACAAUGUAAUAAACAAAAAAAGCAAAGCCCAACCAUUCAAAGGUCAGAGUGUCGGAACAUUUUGGAGUGUUGUCGUCUGCCCUAUCACAUUGUUACUGUCAUUUUUAAGUAAGUGAGUUUGAACAGUGGAAAACUGAGAGUAAUAAUGCCUAUAGUGGAGGACAGAGGACAGUUGAUUGAAGCUGGGAAAGAGGCAGGCGGAACUCUUCCACAUCCUGGGUAUCUAUCAUGCUGAGCAAUGUCCAGAAUGUCAAGGAAGGCAUUGAACUGAGAGCCAUAUUUGCUGUAUUGAUGUAACGAUGUUUCGAUUUUGUUUUUGUUUUGUUUUGUUUUUUUCUUCAUUUCAGUUAGGGGGGAAUACACAGGCAAAGUUCUUAAGGCCAACAUUACGCUUGUUCAUCUCGCCUUAUAGGAGGGACGAGGUGGGAUGGCCACUUGUAAUGUUAUCCUCCUUUAUAUGCAUUAAUUUAUUUGCAUAUUUAUUGUGUCUUCGUUUCCAAUGGAUUGACAGAAUGGAUUACAAUGAGACAGAUGACCAUUUGAGAACCAGACAUACAUAAACCAGUUGUAGAGUAAACCUGUCAAUGUCUUAUUAUAUUGAUGAACAUCAUGGGAAAUAUAUAUAAAUAUAUAUAUAUUGGAAAAAUUAAUAAUUAUAAUGACCUGUGUUUAUUGUUCGGAGUUAGAAAAUCAAAAUGUGUGUGUGUUUGAAAACAAUGACAUUAAAAUAAACAAAA